GGCAUUCUAGUUCUUUGGAAUCGCUUCUACUUCACUCACCUUCUCUUUCUCUCUCCCUUUCUCUCUCUCUCUCUCAAGAGAGUUAGCUGAGCAGUCUCUCACCAGAAAGCUCUCUAAACCUUUACAUCACAAACUCCGAAACAGACAUUUGAUACAGUACCUCCCACUACGUAACCGUAAUUUCUACUCAUAAUAAUCUUUUUCAAAAUUAUUCCAUCUGAUCGUUUAACUCGACGGUUUUAAAGAUCGUUUCUCAACCGGAGAGAAGAAGAAGCAAAAAGAAGAAUCUCAAAAAUGGAAACGGAAGCUUCGGUGAGGGAGGAGAAUCCAGCGAUGACCUUCGACGAGGUUUCCAUGGAACGCAGCAAGAGCUUCGUCAAGGCCUUGCAGGAGCUCAAGAACUUGAGACCUCAACUCUACUCUGCUGCUGAUUACUGUGAGAAGUCUUAUCUCCAUAGCGAACAGAAGCAAAUGGUGUUGGACAAUUUGAAGGACUAUACUGUUAAGGCUCUGGUGAAUGCUGUUGAUCACCUGGGUACUGUUGCUUCCAAGCUUACUCAUCUCUUUGAUCAGCAGAGCUCUGACAUAUCAACUAUGGAGCUGAGGGCUUCUUGUGUUAGCCAGCAACUGCUUACUUGCCGGACUUAUAUAGACAAAGAAGGUCUUAGACAGCAGCAGCUUUUAGCAGUUAUCCCACUUCAUCACAAACACUACAUUCUACCUAAUUCUGUCAACAAGCGGGUGCACUUUAGUCCUCUCAGAAGAUCUGAAUCAAGACAGAAUCAUCACCAAGCUAUAUCCCGUCUUCAACCUUCAGAUGCCCCUGCUUCGAAAUCACUUUCCUGGCAUUUAGGCUCAGAGACUAAGUCGACCCUGAAAGGAACAACAGCCACUGUUGCACCAAGCUCCAAAGAUUCAAAAGCUUUUGCAAAGACAACUGGAGUGUUCCAUCUUUUAGGUGAUGAAGAAAACGUAAAGCCUUUGGUCGGAGGUUCUCAAGUCCCAGGUGUUCCUGCAACAUCCAGUAUCACAAGGCAGACACAGAAGGAUUUGGAAGUUGCCAAACUUACGACGGCACACAACCAACGAAGAGAGAUCAUUCAAGCACCUGUAAGGACCAAGAGUGUUCUAUCUGCAUUCUUCGUCAAACAGAAAACUCCAAAGCUCAAAGCUGGUUACGUCUAGUGAAGACAACUCCCUACACUGAGAAUGAAAUUUCAAUAUCAUCAUCCCACCUUUCUUUUAUUUUUACAACACGUUCUCUUUCCGUGUAUAAAUUUCCUUAGUUCAAACAUAUCAAUGUACUAAGUCGUACAAACAUGUUCCGUGAUUAACAAAACUGUGUAGAUCAUUCAAGAAUAAUGUGUUUUAAGCAAA
Molecule: messenger RNA, 1377 nt
Organism: Raphanus sativus (radish)
Lineage: Eukaryota; Viridiplantae; Streptophyta; Magnoliopsida; Brassicales; Brassicaceae
Product: protein ABIL1
Exons: 9
Coding region: 295-1185 (296 amino acids)
Source: RefSeq, a predicted model, not a curated record